GAUGGUGCCGAGCGGCUCAAGUGCGGCAGCGUGCGCUUGUGUCCGGGAGAAGACUUUUUUUCCCCUCCCCGCACCUCCGGAAAGUCUCUGGGCGAGACUCAUCGAGCCUUUACGCUGGAGCCGCUCACGAAUGACCGCCGCGCCGCCAAACGUGCGCCUCUGACGCAGCCCGAGCCGCAAACGGGACCUCGUUUGAAGGAGAAACCGCUUUCGGCGGCCAAGAUGAGCUGCAGGAGAAGGUGCAAGCGGCAGGUUUUUAAGUUCGCCCGCUACUUGUUCCGACUCGUCACCGGCUCGCUGAAUACCGACAGCAUCGAAGACGAGCUGGAACUGUCGACCGUGCGUCACCGCCCCGAAGGUCUCGGACAGCUGGAAGCGCAGACGCGCUUCUCCCGCAAGGAACUGCAGAUCCUCUACCGCGGCUUUAAGAAUGAAUGUCCAAGCGGCGUCGUCAACGAGGAAACGUUCAAAGACAUUUACGCCCAGUUCUUCCCUCAAGGAGAUGCGUCGAUGUACGCUCACUUCCUGUUCAACGCCUUUGACACGGAUCACAACGGCUCGGUGAGCUUUGAAGAUUUUGUCAUGGGUCUUUCCAUUUUAUUGCGGGGCACCAUUCAAGAGAAACUCAAUUGGGCUUUCAACCUCUAUGACAUCAACAAAGAUGGUUACAUCACCAAAGAGGAGAUGCUCGACAUCAUGAAGGCCAUCUACGACAUGAUGGGCAAAUGCACGUACCCCGUGCUCAAAGAGGAGACGCCACGCCAGCAUGUAGAUGUGUUCUUUCAGAAAAUGGAUAAGAACAAAGACGGCGUGGUGACCAUCGACGAGUUCAUCGACUGCUGCCAAAAUGACGAAAACAUCAUGCGCUCCAUGCACCUCUUUGAAAACGUCCUUUAACUCGACGUCUCGAGGGAGUGUUUGUGCGUGUGCAUGUGUGUGCGUGUGUGUGCGUGCAUGUGUGCGUGGAAAAUGCAGACCUCCACCCAUCACGUGUUGUUCCUGGCUUGGAACAUUCUGGAAAAGUUGACUUUUAUCGUUUAUCCAUUCUUUUCCCGCCAGGUGAUAUCACUGUGACCUUUAUGUUCCUGUCGUUAUAUUUCCAGUCUUCUUUAUGACCGGUGUAUUGUUUUUAACUCUGUAUAGCAGUGGUUCUUAAAGGGGAAGUCUACCCCAAAAAUGUCUGUAUAAUAAUAUGUUCUAUGUGCCGCCACUUGUCUAAACUCUGAGGAAUAUGACUUCUAUCCAUCUUGGAGGGCGGCCAUUUUGCCGUUUGCUGUCAAAUGACAUCAACGUUGCCUUUUCAGGUCACAACCAAUCACGACUCAGAUUCAGAAAACUGGUGAGUUGUGAUUGGUUGUGACCUGGAAACUGUGAUGUCAUUUUCAGUCAAUAACAAAUGGCAAAAUGGCCGACCCUUGAGAUGGCUAAACACAGGUGAGUUUUGGCUGUUUCAUUCAUAUUCCACAAACAAAAAUUUAAUCAGAACACCGUUUCAAUUAGUUGGAAUGCACAAAACAGACUCAAAAGAAAAUUUGGGGGUUGAUUUCCCUUUUAAACUUUUUACACCAAGUAGCACUUCAAAAACUACUUGGCUCUCAAAGUACCAACAUCAUAACCGACAUUCACAUACAGUAACUUAAAUUUAUGGAGGAAAUGAUGAUUGUUUUGAUUAAAAUAUAUUUAAAAGUUAGUACAACUGAACUGUACUUGACAAAUGCAUUCGUGUGCCACUUUUGAGAAUCACCAAUAUAUGUAUACAGCAAAGAUAAAGAUUGAUGGAAGAAGACCAGGAUUGGACUGAAUGGAUUAGUCCACAUAGCACACCAAUAGUUUAUAUUAAAUCUAUGUACAGAACAUUAGACGGCAAUAACACUCCAAGUGGACCUCUUUGUUUUCAUUUUCUAGCGUUUUUUUUUAUUCACAUUACGCUCAUUGUACAGUGCGGUUUUAAGAGACAAAUGUGAAUUGUAGUUUUAAAAGCGAUGUAUGUUUGUUUCAUUUGACUUCCUUAAAAUGACUCAAUGUUGUACAGUUUAUCUUUGACAAAGGCGUGGUUGUAUUUAUUUUGUUAGUUAGGUAAGGAAAUCCUGACAUGACACUUCAAAAGUUAUCAUGAUGCAUUUCUACAUUUGUGUAAAUAUACCACAAGGUGAAAAUAAACUGAUGAACCUCUA
Syngnathus acus (greater pipefish) is the source of this 2174-nucleotide messenger RNA. It is a transcript of the gene kcnip4, whose product is annotated as Kv channel interacting protein 4. The record is from RefSeq and is a predicted model, not a curated record. Bases 223 to 897 code for a protein of 224 amino acids. Gene Ontology annotation, biological process: regulation of potassium ion transmembrane transport. Lineage: Eukaryota; Metazoa; Chordata; Actinopteri; Syngnathiformes; Syngnathidae. The transcript has 7 exons. Gene Ontology annotation, cellular component: voltage-gated potassium channel complex. Gene Ontology annotation, molecular function: calcium ion binding; potassium channel regulator activity.